This is a messenger RNA of Prosopis cineraria, 1890 nucleotides long. RefSeq names its product E3 ubiquitin-protein ligase makorin-like. The transcript is spliced from 5 exons. Gene Ontology annotation, molecular function: ubiquitin protein ligase activity; metal ion binding. The record is from RefSeq and is a predicted model, not a curated record. Bases 186 to 1511 code for a protein of 441 amino acids. Gene Ontology annotation, biological process: protein polyubiquitination. NCBI's taxonomy places the organism in Eukaryota, Viridiplantae, Streptophyta, Magnoliopsida, Fabales, Fabaceae.
CCUAACCGCCAAAAACCCUCGGGUACCAUCUUUCAAAUGGGUUACGCUUCGUUUCUUGCUUAGGUCAGGCUGUUAGGCCUUUAAUCUGCGAAAUUAUCGGCCCUUUAUACCCAUCUUUAUCUCCUCAAGGCCUAUUCUGAUUCUGAUUUGCCCAGCACUCGUCCGCUCGCUUUCAGUUGAUCGCCAUGUCUAAGAGGGUUUGUAAGUUCUACGCCCGUGGAAAAUGUUUCAGAGGGGAGCAAUGUGAUUAUUCUCAUGACAAACAGGAUACUCCAGUUGAUAUUUGCGCAUUCUAUCAGAAAGGACACUGCUCUUAUGGUAGUCGAUGUAGAUAUAAACAUGUCAAAGCUUCUCAGGCAAGUUCUGCAUCAUCUUCAGAAAAUGGUCGACAGUCUAUGUCUUCAAAGUCUGUUAUAGAUCAUACUACUAAAGGAAAAUCUAGGUGGAUUCCCAAGAGUGCAAAUUCUGCAAGUGUUGGUCGUCAUAAGCAUCCAAAUUCUCCAAAGAAUGGUGAUGUUGGUGAAUCUAGUAAUGCUGUACAUGCAAAGCAUAACUUUUGUACAUAUGCUGCAGCCAACUGCCCCUUAGGGAAAAAAUGUCUACACAUUCAUGGUGACCAGUGUCUGUAUUGUAGAAAGUAUUGCUUGCAUCCUACUGAUCAAAGGGAGAGAGACAAUCAUUUGAAUUCUUGUGAGAAAAAAGAAAAAUACAAUCAGGCAUUGAAAGAUAGUCAAGAUAUAGAGUGCAAUAUUUGCUUGGAGCGUGUUCUUUCAAAGCCUAAAGCAUCUGAAUGUAAGUUUGGGAUGCUUCCUGAAUGUGACCAUGCGUUCUGCUUAUCCUGUAUCAGGAAUUGGCGUAACAGUGCCUUAGACUCUGAAAAGGACAUCUUUAAUGCUACUAAUAAUACAGUGAGGACUUGCCCUGUGUGUCGCAAGCUAUCAUAUUUUGUAAUUCCAAGUCCUAUAUGGUACUCCACAAUGGAAGAAAAGCAGGAAAUUAUCAAUAACUACAAGGCAAAUUGCAAGUUGAUUGAUUGCAAGCAUUUUGACUUUGGAAAUGGGAACUGUCCAUUUGGAGCUAGGUGUUUCUACAAGCAUACCGUGAAGCCUGGCUCGGUGACAUGGAGACAUGGUAGGCCACCACCUCCUCGCCGCUGCAGAGCAAACAAUAAAAUGGACAUGUGUGACAUGAUAGAAAUGCUCAGUGAAUUUGAUUUACAAAGUGGAGAAUUCUACAACAUCAUGCGGGACACUGAGUGUUUCGAAGACAUGGAUCCUUUGGAGAUAAUGGCUAUAUCAGAUAUGCUUGGUUCAGGACCCGGGUUUUUCGGUGACGAAGAUUCUGAUGAUGAAGAAAUGGGGUUUUUUGAGAUGGGCGCAUUAUCAGCAUCGUUGGAAUACCCUUUUGAGGAUUUGAACGUUGAUGAAUUAAAACCUUCGGAAGCAGCAUUUUUAUCAAUGAUGAUGCGAGCUAACAUGGAAGAAGAUAGUGAAGAGGAGGAGGAUGACUGACUAGUCUUAGCGAGUUUAUUUAAUGCUCAUGAUUAGCUAGGUUUUGGAAUUGAAUGCGUGGCAAGUUGGCAGCUAUCUUUUAAUUUGGAAAAUCUCAGUUGUAACUGAAGGUUCUUGGCUCUUACACUGUAAUUUGGAUAUCUAUAGUUCUUUUGGAUCCUUUGCCGGUUUGUAUAACUGGCUAGUCUCAUGCUUUUUUUGAAGAUGUGAUUUGUGCCAGCCUCUUUCUACAGGUUGAGAUUUCAUGCGGCAGGGUUCUUUAAUCCUCUAAGGUGGGCUUUGGUAUGUGAAUUUUCAAUUUAUCUUGUAAAGAUGGGUUAUUCAAGCAAUGCAAACUUGGUUCAUAUAUGAAAUGGUUAUAUUAGGAUCACUAUGCUUA